UGCGGCUGGAGCGGCGGCCUGGGCCACAGAAAUGGCCACAACGUACCUCGUCUGUCUCCGGAUGCCACAGCACAGUUGGAAUAGCACAAGCAGUAGGAGCUGUGGUACCCACGCAGCGCUUGCCACUGGUGACAAAGCUUUCCUGUUCUGGCCAAUAUUAGGAGACGCUGCCUCUCGGGCGUGACCGGACGAUGGCACCGAAUGGUGGGCGUGGGGCUGGGUGUGGCCUUGUGCGCGGUCCCAGUUGUGGAGAAGCAGAACUCGGUUUCUCUCAGUAACGAUGCCUUGAUUAAAAGAGCCGUUUCCUUGGUAACAGACAGUACUUCUACACUCCUCUCUCAAACAACGUACGCAUUGAUUGAAGCGUUGACAGAGUAUACAAAGGCGGUUUAUACACUGGUGUCUCUCUACAAGCAAUACGCAAAUCUUCUUGGGAAAAUGAAUUCCGAAGAGGUGGAUGCAGUCUGGCAGGUGGUAAUAGGAGCCAGAGUUGAUAUGACAACAAAACAGCAGGAGUACCUAAGGAUGGAAUCCAGCUGGAUGACAGCGUUACGUCUUUCAGAGAUGGCAGCAGAAGCUGCCUAUCAGUCAGGUGCAGACCAAGCCUCAGUGACAGCCCGCAGCCACAUUCAGCUCGUGAAAUCUCAGGUGCAAGAAGUGCGACUGCUGUCCCAGAAAGCAGAGACCAAAUUAGCUGAAGCUCAAACAGAAGAGCUCAUAAAAGCUCAAGGAGAGGAAUCUUCAUUGCCACAGGGUAUUUUGGGAAGUACAGAGGCGGGUGAGGACCCUUACCUUCGGGAAGACUGAAAAGAACUUAAGUGUCACCAUAGAAUAUGUGAAAGUCAAUCGCAAAUUGAAGGGUCCCAAACUUUUAAGUGUGGGGUAGCGGGAAACUGCAAUAAGGCUGCGAUUCCAUUUUUUUCCCCAAACAGGAUUGCUUUACAAAUCAAGUCAAUUCCAAGUAUCUGAAAGGCCUUGAUCUUGUUUGUAACUUAUGUUUGUAAUACUUAUGGAUUCAAUUAUUUAAAUGUUUAACUAUGCAAAUGUGAAAAUGGCUAUCAAGGAUAGCUUGUUAAUUGUCUCUCUGCUGGGAGGGUCCUACUGCUUGUUUGAUAUGUUUGUGAGAGCUCUCUAACUUAGAGACUAACUAGGUAUCAGCCAAAGAAAUGUAGUAAAAAGUAAUUCUUUUUAACCUGUGAAGUACAUGCUGUCUGUUAGGAGGUACCUUUAAUAAACUGUGCAAAAGCA
Messenger RNA from Gymnogyps californianus (California condor), 1248 nucleotides. RefSeq names its product diablo IAP-binding mitochondrial protein (gene DIABLO). The coding region runs from base 202 to 807 and encodes 201 amino acids. The transcript has 6 exons. Gene Ontology annotation, biological process: intrinsic apoptotic signaling pathway in response to oxidative stress; neuron apoptotic process. Lineage: Eukaryota; Metazoa; Chordata; Aves; Accipitriformes; Cathartidae. Gene Ontology annotation, cellular component: mitochondrion. The record is from RefSeq and is a predicted model, not a curated record.